Molecule: messenger RNA, 1060 nt
Organism: Larimichthys crocea (large yellow croaker)
Lineage: Eukaryota; Metazoa; Chordata; Actinopteri; Sciaenidae
Gene: ap5s1
Product: adaptor related protein complex 5 subunit sigma 1
Exons: 3
Biological process (GO): endosomal transport; double-strand break repair via homologous recombination
Cellular component (GO): AP-type membrane coat adaptor complex; lysosome; cytosol
Source: RefSeq, a predicted model, not a curated record
CGGAACCGACAGCUGAGCCCGGAGGAGGCGCGAGCCCUGCAGAAGGAGAAGACUGCUGUGGUGGCCAGGCAGGUCCGCGGUGCCGUCUCUCUGUCCCGGGAAGCUUCGGGUCGGCAGCUGGUGGAGGCGGUGCCCGGCGAGGAGGCGCUGGCCCUGCAGGAGGCCGACAGCGGGGCGGUGCGUCUGAGAGCCGGAGACCCGUUCACGGAGGAGACGAGCGCCCUGUGGCUGGGAGUCCAGAGUCUGGGCUUCACGCUGGUCUGCGAGCCUCACGAGAACCUCCUGCUGGCUGAGGGGACCCUCCGCAACCUGACCCGGCACUGCCUGGAGCACCUGCACAUGCUGGGCCAGGGCAGCGAGGUUCUGCUGAGGAGCAACCGCAUCGACGCUCUGCUCAGCCGCUUGCUUCCUCACGGGCAGCUUCUGUUCCUCAACCACCGCUUCGCCCAAAGCCUGGAGAAGGAAGUAGCAGCUUACAUGGCCAAGUGAAGUGUGUGUGUGUGUGUGUGUGUGUGUGUGUGUGUGUGUGUGAGAGAUCAACUCAAUGACUGCUAACUUUCAAACUCCCAGGCUGAUGUUUGUUUACCCUGGGUGACAUUUGUGUGGCGGCAGGAGAAGAUGGUGGAGGACGAGCGAGCUGCAGCUGCAGCUUCAGAUUGCACGAGGCGGUGAACACAUGGAGAGGUAAAUAUCUCUGCAGCUCCUGCUGACUGUUUACUGUGUGGGAGGCUGCACUUCAAAUCCUGUUUGUCAAACUGAAGAGUGGAAAGAGAAAUGUGGCAGAUUUUAAAAAGUGCAGCUGAAAAGCUUCUCGCCAACACCAGAGACGGACGUUCAUCUGAUUCACUGCAGACCAGAGGUCACACCGUGACCCUGAGGAGUCAGGCUCGACCUUGUUUUUGAGGUGAAGGGGGCGUUAUCACCUCGACGGGGCUCCUCAUGGACCUUUGUUCCCGAGGAGGACACCAGGAGGAGAUGGAGGACAGAGUGUGAUUCAUUUCACAGUGACAAACAGCAAAGUCAAAUCUGCUUCAUGUUGUUCUGAACCCAGAGUGUCUCA